Messenger RNA from Venturia canescens, 1620 nucleotides. RefSeq lists its product as uncharacterized. The transcript is spliced from 3 exons. The record is from RefSeq and is a predicted model, not a curated record. Bases 1 to 378 code for a protein of 125 amino acids. Lineage: Eukaryota; Metazoa; Arthropoda; Insecta; Hymenoptera; Ichneumonidae.
AUGUGCCGAGAUUGGCCGAGGUUUGAAGAACGAGGAAACUACCGCAUAAAACCACAACAACAACAACAACACCAACACCAACAACAACAACAACAACAACAACAACAACACGAAAAAGGAAAUCAAAACAAGAGCGAGAGGAGUGGGAGCCAGGAGGAGAGAAAAAGGAAAAAAGAAAGCGAGAAAGAGAGAGAAAGAUUUCUCUGGGAGAAAGCAAUUUUGACAAUCACGUCACCGGAUCAUCAUCCGACUACCGAGACGACGAAGUUUCUUCACGACCGAAGUGCUUAUGAAAGAAAACAAAACGAAAAAAAAAAAAAAACAAACAAAAAAAAACGAAGAAAUCAUCGAAGAAAGUGGGCCAUUUCGAUCGAUUAGCAUUGCAAUCGUGAGUGCGUAUGUGUGUGCGUGUUCGCGUGGGUGUAUGAGUGCCUGGCAAGUGAUAUAACAACGCAGGAGAACAGUGAAAGAGUCGACGAUCUUUGCGCGUUUUUCUUUAAAUAGUUUUCAUUUUCUUCUUCUGCGUCUUCUUCUACUGGAUUCUCGAAAUUGACGCCAAGACCGGACUAAUUCAGUCAGCAUUUCGUUACUUCGAGAGAGUACAAAACACACUACGCCGAUGAAGAUUUGGACCUUUUGCGAAUUCUCGUAACCGUAGUUGCCCGAAAUUCCGGGCCGCCCCUCCCCCCCCCCCCCCCCCGCCAAGUUUCCGCUGACCGAUACGAGGAAAAGUACCGAGUCGAAGAUUCCAAAUCCACGCGAGAACGAGGACCAAAGGAAACGAGAAGAAAGAGGGGGGGAAAAAAAAAACGAGCCGAGAUACACCCGGUGAGGACGAGAAACGACACACCACCGAAAUCGCAUCUUUCACCUCCUCCUCCCCCCCCCCCCGCCCUCCUCUCACCCGCCCCCCGCGCUACGGGAAACAAAAAAGAAACACUAGAAAAAAUAUGCGAAAAGUGGAAUCGUGGAGAAGGCACUGGGUUUCGGGUGGGGUUGUGGUGUAUUACGCACGAUCACGGGGUCCCCGAUGAUGGCGGAGUCUGCCGAUGACGAACCAACUCCGAUCACAACUUGGCAAGGUCCCGCAGCGCCUCACGACUCCGUACUCGUAACUACGGAAGUGAUUGACGACGCCACCGCUACGAGCAGCAUCGUCGUGCACCAGUCACGUGGAGCUCCGGGGUGGUUGAGGCAUUCCAACGAAAUCAUUGAAUCUUGGAAGCUCCUCUAUCUCGGUACAUUAAAUUAGCCUGCUGAUUUAGAUUAAGAAAGAAUAGAUAUAUAGGAAAGGAGAGAAAAAAGGAAGAGGUCGAGGCUGAAAAAGAAAGUAAAAUUUUCAACGAGAACCUCCGUCAAGUGGGCCAUAGCCAGACUCAAUGCCCCAAUGAUAUUCACGGUAGACUCUCCAUUGGGAUCUUAUGAAAAGGAUCGAUCGAGCUGGUUUUCAUUGCUGACCGAUCGAGUAUUAUUGAAUUUUCAGGGAUCUAGAUAAUUUGUAUCGCCCAUUGAGAAAAGAAUCUCUCGAUCUUGAUCUGAGGAAAAACGGUGAGCUUUUUCGUGGCUACAAACAGGCCCCGUUUCCAUUGGUCGGUCUAGGAAGUUAUAGUCCGUAGGCCG